AUACUAUGCGUUAUUACACCUAUCAAUGACUGACAACAAAGAAGCGAUUUCCCAAUAGUAAAAAGUUUCAGAAAAACCCAGGGCUGAAAAAUCUUGCAGUGGUAUAAAUAAGGAAGGAAACCCAACUGACUGAGAGACAUACAGAACGAGCAAGACCUGUUGAAAGCAGCAGCAAGAUGCUCAGAAAGACUGUCACUGAAAGCUUUGGAGCAACUAUUGAAGGCUUGAAAGCUUCACACCUGACCAAAACUGUUGUUGAGAGAAGCAAGAGGAUGAUUCUGGAUACACUCGGAGUGGGACUGCUUGGCACCAACACCGGUGUAUUCAAAAAAAUCGUACAAUACAGCAACGUAUACAAUUCUAAGAAGACCAGCAGAGUUUGGGGAAAUUCAAAUAUCUCCCUUCUACCUCAGUAUGCUGCUUUUGUCAACGGCGUGGCAGUUCACUCCAUGGACUUUGAUGACACGUGGUAUCCUGCCACUCACCCUUCCGGAGCUGUCCUGCCUGCACUGCUGGCUUUAGCAGAAGCGGCACCUGAGAAAAGCAAGCCUUCCGGAAUGGAUCUGCUCCUAGCCUUCAAUGUUGGCAUUGAAAUGCAAGGACGAUUAAUGAGAUUCUCCAAAGAAGCCAGCAACAUUCCCAAAAGAUUUCACCCUCCAGCUGUGGUUGGUACCAUGGGCAGUGCUGCAGCCACAUCUAAACUUCUCCACAUGGGGUCUGCCCAGUGUAGGGAGGCCCUGGCUAUAGCUGCUUCAUAUUCUGGGGCUCCCAUGGCAAACGCAGCAACACAGACCAAACCCCUUCACAUUGGCAACGCGGCCAGGAGAGGACUGGAAGCAUCUUAUUUGGCUCUCUUAGGGCUUGAAGGCAACAAGAGUAUUCUUGACAUGAAGUCUGGGUUCGGUGCUUUCUACAGUGACUACACACCUGACAUGCUCCCAGGCCUGGACUCCUAUAGGUGGGUACUGGAAGACCAGGAUGUGGCAAUCAAGCGUUUCCCAGCUCACUUGGGAAUGCACUGGGUGGGAGACGCAGCCACAGCCCUGAGGAUGAAAAUGCUGGAGAAAAAUCUUCCCCUGGCCAAAAUUAAAAAAGUGGUGCUAAAAGUGCCAGAUGCCAGGUAUGUAAACCGGCCCUUCCCCGCCUCAGAGCACGAAGCUCGGCACUCUUUUCAGUUUAAUGCCUGCACAGCUCUAGUAGAUGGAAGCAUUUCAGAGGAGUCCUUCAGCGAUCUGAAACUGCACAGGCAAGAGAUCCAAGAUUUGCUUGAGAAGGUUCAAAUAGAGAAUCCACACGACAACCACUCUAAUUUUGACACAAUGUACUGUGAGGUAGGUGUGGAAAUGUACACUGGAGAGGCCAUCUCUGAGCGAUGCAACACAUUUUAUGGGCACUGGAGGGAUCCGCUGAGCCAGUAUGACCUGCUGAAGAAGUUUAAAGCCAAUGCAUCAACUGUUUUGUCAAUGGAAGCAGUACAGGGUAUUAUAGAUACGGUGGAUAACUUGGAGAAUGUAACAGACUGCACCGUGUUAACUUCAUACCUGCAAGUGAAAGAGAAACCAAACUAAGCAA
This is a messenger RNA of Polyodon spathula (Mississippi paddlefish), 1572 nucleotides long. It is a transcript of the gene acod1, whose product is annotated as aconitate decarboxylase 1. Bases 177 to 1568 code for a protein of 463 amino acids. The transcript is spliced from 5 exons. Gene Ontology annotation, molecular function: lyase activity. Lineage: Eukaryota; Metazoa; Chordata; Actinopteri; Acipenseriformes; Polyodontidae. The record is from RefSeq and is a predicted model, not a curated record.